UGGGAAGAACAUGGGAGGAUGGACCCCGCUCAUGUAUGCUGCUUACAUCGGCCAUGACAACAUCACCAACCUGCUGCUGGAGGCUGGAGUAAACGUGAAUGCAAGCACACCUAAAGGCUCAGCCCUCUGAUGCUGGCAGCCAGCUGCGGCAACGAAAGCAUCGCCUACUUCCUGCUGCAGCAAGGCGCAGAUCUGGAGCUGAGGGACGCCAGAGGCUGGACGGCCCUGUUCCACUGCACCAGCACCGGCCACCAGCAGAUGGUGAAGUUCCUGCUCGACAACAACGCCGACGCCAACGUAAAGGAGCCUGGGUCGGGGUUCACCCCCCUGAUGGAGGCCGCGGCUUCCGGACACGAAAUCAUCGUUCAGUACCUGAUGGACCACAAAGUGAAGGUCAGCGAGCGUAACGCCAAGGGAGAGACCGCCCGGGCGCUCGCCGCCAUGUACGGCUACACCAAGAUCGUCGGCCUCAUCGACUCGCGGUCUCACCGAUUAAAACCAGGACACUUCGAAGACCUGAGCUCCUCGGAGGAUUCGGACAGCUCGCCGCCGAGGGCCCGGCCCGGCCGCAGCCGAGUCAAAGGCGUCAGCAUCCACGACGGGCCUCAGGCCAUCGCCAAGUUCCGCGUUGGAGGCGGGAGCAGAGCGGCCGAGCCUCCUGCCGCCGCCGCGCCGAGACGAACGCCGUCCCGCGACGCCGGAGAGCGGAGCGAGAUCUGCUGCCGGGACGUGACGUCGCCGAUCAACGAGCUGGACGUCCAGAGCCACAGCAGCAGAGACGACAGCCCGUUCUUUGAGAACGACAUGCCCACCAUGAGGAGCAGCAGCAGCAGCAGCGACGGCCCGCCUCCUGCCGUGGGACUCGGCUGGGAGGGAUCGGUGGAGAGCAACGAGGACUCGGACCAGAACCAGAAGAGCAGCUGUCGCCGGCAGAACAAGGCUCACCACGGGAAGGGAAAGGCGCGGCACGGCGAGGCGGCGCUCCCCGGCGGUCCUCCGGCUUCUUACGCCGGGCCAAAGGAUCUGGCAGAAUUCCUGGAGCAGAUCGGCUUCUCCAAGUACCUGCCGCUGCUGGAGGAGCAGGACAUCGACCUGCGGCUCUUCCUCACGCUGACGGAGAACGACCUGAAGGAGAUCGGGAUCACGCUGUUCGGACCCAAACGGAAGAUGACCUCGGCCAUCGCCAGGUGGCACAGCGGCGCGCCGCCGCCCAGCGACGCCCUGGAGCAGGCCUACGCCGACCAGCUGGAGGCCGAGAUGCAGGAGAUGGCCAUCCAGCUCCACAAGCGCUGCGAAGAAAUCGAGGUUCUGCAGAGCCAGGUGUCCCAAGAGAAGGAGCUGCGGACGGUGAUGGAGGGAUGCCUGAUGGAGGACAAGAUGGCCUGGAAGAAGGUCCAGUCGGAGCUGGUGGAGAACCACAGGCUGGCGCAGGACAUCGGCGCCACCCUGGCCAAGGAGCGGGUCUGCCGGGCCCAGCUGCUGUCCUGCUGCGUGGCGGAGGGGCGGGGCGGUGGAGGACAGGAAGGUUCUGGAGGUGGAGCCGCCGAGGAGCCGAGGCGUUCUGCUGUUCUGCAGCUGACUAAGGAGCUGGAGGCGUACCAGGAGAAAAUGGCCGGGACUCUGGAGACGCUGCUGCAGAGCCUCAGGCGGCUCAGCGCCCCAGAAAAGGUGUCGGACAGCUGGGAGCGCCCCUAACCUGCCUCCCCAGGAGGCGCUGCAGGUAAUUGACGGAGGGUGACCCAGCCACCCUGAACCAUCUCUGAAGCCAGAGGCCAGAAGGGCGGGUCCUGCUGGAGGGAAGCGCCGCAGAGCCGCAGCUCGUCUGCGAUUGGCCGGAGGACCGCAGCUCGCCUGCGAUUGGCCGGAGGACCGCAGCUCGCCACAUGAGGGCCGGAGCGACUCAGCCGCUGCGGGGAAACGACAAGCAGGCAGGAGGGGUUCCUGUCCCCCCCCCCCCUCGUCUGUGCUGCUGUUUGUUCACCUGAUGUGCAAAUAAAAGCAGAGAAGAAGAAAAGCAGGACGGCGGGAUGACGUGAUACCGGGACGCUUUGGGUCCUAGUCGUCUUACAGUGAGGCGUCCUGCGUGUCGUCAUAGUUACGAUGAACUGUUUGCUGAUUCUGGAUGAAUCUUUGACUUAAUUUUCACCAAACUUGACAAUUCCAGACUCUGAUUUUUUUUACCUGAAAGCCGACUUUCUGAAUUCACAUGAACUGUUUCUAGGUUUUUAAAACGCCGCUUUGUCCCUUUGUAUUUCAAAUUAAAAGCUGUCAAAACGUUUUGA
Molecule: messenger RNA, 2282 nt
Organism: Fundulus heteroclitus (mummichog)
Lineage: Eukaryota; Metazoa; Chordata; Actinopteri; Cyprinodontiformes; Fundulidae
Product: ankyrin repeat and SAM domain-containing protein 3
Exons: 14
Coding region: 130-1695 (521 amino acids)
Cellular component (GO): cilium
Molecular function (GO): protein binding
Source: RefSeq, a predicted model, not a curated record